AUGUCAAAGUCCCUGCUCUCCUUCGUCUGGGUCGCAGGUCCCCUCUCCGGCCUCAUAAUGCAGCCCGUCGUGGGCGUAUGGUCGGAUAACUGCACCUCCAGGUUUGGACGACGACGCCCGUUCAUGGUCAUCGGCUCGAUUCUCGUCGGUGCGUCGCUGAUGCUUAUGGCCUGGACUCGCGAGUUUGUCGAACUCUUCAUCUCCACCGAUCCGCUCGCCGCAAACGUCACCAUCGUCGUUGCCGUGUUUUCGGUCUUUGCCGCUGACUUUAGCGUGAAUGCUGUCCAAGCUUGCUGUCGCGCAAUCAUCGUCGACUCCUUGCCAAAGUCAAAGCAAGAGCUGGCCAACGCCUGGGCAGGACGUAUGGUCGCCGUCGGCCAUCUCAUUGGCUUCUACGCCGGUUUCCUCGACCUUCGAAACUACAUCACCUUCCUUGGCGAUACCCAGCUCAAGAUUCUCUGCGCAAUUUCCUCUCUUGCGCUUCUGUUCUGCGUCGGCGUGACCUCGUGGGCGGUCGAGGAGCGCGUACUCACGGCCUCGGACGAAAUCACGAGCAAGAACAGUGUCUACAAUAUCCUGAGCUCGCUGCUGCGAACCGGAUUCCAUCUUCCUAAGCGGAUCCGCCAAAUCUUCACAGUCCAGCUGUUUGCCUGGUACGGCUGGUUCACGUUUUUGUUUUACUCGUCCACUUGGGUCGGUGAGAUCUACGUCCGCUACGACGCAGGCGACCUGUCUGAUUCUCGCGAUUUAGUAGGCGACAUUGGCCGCGUAGGCUCGUUAGCCUUGACGAUCUACUCUAUCGUGACAGUCGUGUGCUCUCUCAUUCUCCCCUUGUUUGUCGUCCCGCCAAACUCAAACAGACAUACGCUAAAGUCCACUUACGAAGGUCUUCCUGAACCGCUCGCCGAGUUUAUGCAUUUCAUCUCGCCUUAUAGACCGACGCUAGUGACGGCGUGGAUCUGCGGACACCUCGUGUACGCGCUGGCGAUGUUUGCUUCGAUCUUUGUCCGAUCGGUCAAAGCGGCCACGUUCAUCAUCGGACUCUGCGGAUUCUCAUGGGCACUAGCUUCAUGGGCUCCGUACGCUUUACUUGCGGAAGAGAUCCGCAAGCUCACAGGCGCAAGCGCUACGAAUUCUGAUGGCUACGAGAGUCUGUCGCCUGCGGCUACUGAGGACGAAGGCAGAUCGAUGGAUGUCGAGCGGGAUGCCGCAGAUAACGCCGUGUCUGCCAGACGCGGGCGACAGGCGCUGCCGCUUGAGCACUUGGAUGAAACAGCACCAGUGGCAGUUGCGUCCACCUCAGAGGCCUCUACUUCGGCUGCGGUUGGCGACCCAUCUGUUCUAGCUGAUCAGAUCGAAGAAGCCGACAGCGAGACAGACGAGGAAGACGAAUCGUCCGAGCAGGCCGGCAUCUACCUUGGCCUGCACAACGUGUCGAUUACGAUCCCGCAGUUCAUCUCUACCUUUGUGUCGUUUAUCGUCUUUUCGAUCCUGGACCCGGGCAAGUCAGAUGAGCUUACGGGUGGUAACGAGGCGCCGAAGGGAGUCAAUGCUAUUGGAGUGACGCUGCAGCUGGGAGGUAUCACCGCGCUCGGCGCUGCGUAUAUGACGUACAGACUGAAAAAGUCCUGA
Molecule: messenger RNA, 1632 nt
Organism: Myxozyma melibiosi
Lineage: Eukaryota; Fungi; Ascomycota; Lipomycetes; Lipomycetales; Lipomycetaceae
Exons: 2
Coding region: 1-1632 (543 amino acids)
Biological process (GO): transmembrane transport
Cellular component (GO): plasma membrane
Molecular function (GO): sucrose:proton symporter activity
Source: RefSeq, a predicted model, not a curated record